Messenger RNA from Papaver somniferum (opium poppy), 1937 nucleotides. RefSeq names its product protein phosphatase 2C 70-like. Gene Ontology annotation, biological process: protein dephosphorylation. Gene Ontology annotation, molecular function: protein binding; protein serine/threonine phosphatase activity; cation binding. The transcript is spliced from 13 exons. The coding region runs from base 99 to 1892 and encodes 597 amino acids. Lineage: Eukaryota; Viridiplantae; Streptophyta; Magnoliopsida; Ranunculales; Papaveraceae. The record is from RefSeq and is a predicted model, not a curated record.
AAAAAAAAAUGCGACCAUUUCAAAGCGGUGUUCUCGCUCUUCCUCUCACAGAAGAAGAGGGGGUUCUUUGAGGGGGGGAGGUGGAGGUGGAGUGAGAAAUGGCGAUGGUUAUGGUGGUGGAAGGUUAUACUACUACUACUAGUAGUCUUAUUAUUUUAGGUCUGAGUUUAAUGAUUCUUCUCAUCUUUCUUCUUCUUCUAUUGGCUUAUUGUAAGCCAUGGCGUUUCUUCUUUUCUUAUUCCAGAAAUCGAAAUUCAUUCAAGGUUGGAGACCUGGAGCGGCCUCUUGUUUCAGAGGCUUUGGAUCAGGUAGCAAACCAAAGCAGCGAUUUGGCAAGAGACUGUGUUUUAGAUGGCACUCGUCUCCAAAUGGAAGGAUAUUUCAACUCUCCAAGAGUACAUGGAUUUGUCUGUAAACAGAGACUACCAUCUGCAGAUGCUCAUGUAGCCCAAGGUGCUAGCUUGGUUUUAGAUGUGAUACCUGAUCCUUCAGAAGAUCUUCUAGUCGGUCAAACUCUUAAACGUCCAUUUUUCCCAAAUCGCAUUCUAGAAGAGCAAAAAGAUACCAUAAAGGAAGAAACAAAUUACGAUCCUACAUUUGUCUCCAACAAUGCAGGCUAUCAAGAAUUCAGACUCAAUGAUGCUGAAAAUCAAAGAAGCAGCCUGACGCUGGAAGUUGUAUCUGGUCCAUCUCGUGGGACUCGUCACCACCUACAGUCUACAGAUGCUUCAAGACUUCCUUUGACCCUUGGAAGAGUUUCUCCUAGCGAUCUGUUGCUGAAGGAUGGAGAAGUUUCAGGGAAGCAUGCCCUGGUCAAGUGGAACCUGAAUAAAAUGAAAUGGGAGCUAGUGGAUAUGGGUAGCCUGAAUGGAACAUUCUUGAACUCUCAUCAAGUUUCACAUCCUGAUACCAGAAGUAGACAAUGGAGUGAUCCAGUUGAGCUUGCUACUGGAGACAUAAUAACUCUAGGAACAACAUCUAAAGUAAAUGUUAAAAUCAGUUCUUAUGGGAAACAAGAAACCCCCUUUGGAGUUGGUAUGGCAUCUGAUCCUAUGGCUUUGCGCCGUGGAGGGAAAAAGCUUCCAAUGGAAGAUGUGUGCUAUUACCAAUGGCCCCUUCCUGGAAUCGAACAGUUUGGCUUGUUUGGGAUUUGUGACGGGCAUGGUGGACCUGCUGCUGCUAAAGCCGCUAGCAAGAUUCUACCCGAGAUUGUCACCAAUAUAUUGUCAGUGUCAGAAAGAAGAGAAAUGGUGCUUUCUGGAUGUGAUGCUUCAGACAUCCUUAGAGAUGCAUUUUUUCAGACAGAAGCAGCUAUGCAUCAUCAGUAUGAGGGUUGUACUGCUACACUGCUUUUGGUUUGGAUUGAUAGCCGUGAACAACUCUAUGCUCAAUGUGCAAAUGUUGGAGAUUCUGCUUGUGUUAUGAAUGUUGGUGGGCAGCAGAUCAAGAUGACAGAAGAUCAUAGAAUAACUAGUCAGACUGAAAGACUACGGUUGAACAAAGCAGGAGAACCCUUGAAAGAUGGUGAAACCCGGCUAUGUGGUUUGAACCUUGCCCGCAUGCUCGGAGACAAAUUCCUCAAAGAACAGGAAGCGCGGUUCAGUGCGGUACCAUAUGUUAGUGAAGCUAUUCAAAUAGAUAGAAACAGCAGGGCUUUUGCACUAAUGGCAAGUGAUGGCUUAUGGGAUGUCAUUAGCGUGAAAAAAGCAGUGCAACUUGUCCUUCAGACAAAGGAGAGAUAUGCAGUAGAGAAUGCGAAUAAUGUAGCGGACAAGAUUGCUAAUUUCAUUUUGAGUGAAGCAAGACUUCUACGGACAAAGGAUAAUACAUCCAUAAUUUUCUUAGAUUUCGACAACACCUCUAGAACUGUUCCUUGUAAAGUUGAUUCUUGAAAUGUACCAACAUGCUUCAUAUUUAUGGAAAUUAUUUUAAAUCUA